CUGUACGUGGCCGCCUGCACCCAGGACCUGUGCCGCUGCCCUGCCUGCCCCUGCGCCACCUUUGCCGAGUACUCCCGCCAGUGCGCCCAUGCCGGGGGGCAGCCGCAGAACUGGAGGGGCCCCGACCUCUGCCCCCAGACGUGCCCCCUGAACAUGCAGCACCAGGAGUGCGGCUCGCCCUGCAUGGACACCUGCUCCAACCCCGAGCACUCCCAGCAUUGCGAGGACCACUGCGUCGACGGCUGCUUCUGCCCCCCAGGCACCGUGCUGGAUGAUGUCACCCACACAGGCUGCCUGCCCCUGCAGCAGUGCCCCUGCACCCACAGCGGCCACACCUAUGCCCCGGGGGACUCCUACACCACCAGCUGCAGCUCCUGCACCUGCUCCGGGGGACUAUGGCAGUGCCAGAAACUCCCGUGCCCGGGCACCUGCUCUGUCCAGGGCGGGUCGCACAUCUCCACCUACGACGAGAAACUCUAUGACACAGGGGACUGCAGCUACGUCCUGACCAAGAAAUGUGCGGACAACACCCUCACGGUGCUGGCUGAGCUGCGGAGAUGUGGCCUGACCGACAAUGAGAACUGCCUCAAAACGGUGACGCUGAGCAUGCACGGAGGGGACACGGCCAUCCGGAUCCAGGCCAACGGUGCUGUGUUCAUGAACUCCAUCUACACCCAGCUGCCUGUGUCAGCGGCCAACAUUACCAUCUUCAGACCCUCGUCCUUCUUCAUCCUGGUGCAGACGGGCCUCGGGCUGCAGGCGCAGGUGCAGCUGGUGCCCCUCAUGCAGGUGUUCCUCAGGCUGGACCCUUCCUACCACGGCCAAAUGUGCGGCCUGUGUGGGAACUUCAACCAGAACCAGGCGGACGACUUCCGGACCAUCAGCGGCGUGGUGGAGGGCACAGCCGCCGCCUUCGCCAACACCUGGAAGACCCAGGCCGCCUGCCGCAACGUCAAGAACAGCUUCGAGGACCCCUGCUCCCUCAGCGUGGACAACGAGAACUAUGCCCGGCACUGGUGCUCCCUGCUGACCAGCCCUGCCGGGGCCUUCUCACCCUGCCACGCCAUCGUCAACCCUGCGCCCUUCCACUCGAACUGCAUGUUCGACACGUGCAACUGUGAGAAGAGUGAGGACUGCAUGUGCGCCGCCCUUUCCUCCUACGUGCGGGCCUGCGCCGCCAAGGGCGUGCUGCUGAGCGGCUGGCGGGACGGCGCGUGCACCAGGUACGCAAGCAGCUGCCCCAAGUCCCAGAACUACUCCUACGUGGUGGAGAGCUGCCAGCCCACCUGCCGCUCCCUGAGCCAGGUCGACGUCACCUGCGACGUGGCCUUCGUGCCUGUGGACGGCUGCACCUGCCCCUCGGGCACCUUCCUGGACGACGCCGGUGCCUGCGUGCCUGCCAAGGACUGUCCCUGCUACUCCCGCGACUCCGUGGUGGCUCCUGGGGAGGUCCUGCAUGACAACGGUGUGGCGUGCUUGUGCGCCGACGGCAAGCUGAGCUGCCUGGGGUACGAGGAGCAGAGCACAGGGUGUGUGGCCCCCAUGGUGUUCCUGGACUGCCGCAACGCCUCUGCCGGCUCGCCCGGGGCCGAGUGUCUCCGCAGCUGUCACUCGCUGGACGUGGACUGCUUCAGCUCUCACUGCGUGUCUGGCUGCGUCUGCCCCCCGGGGCUGGUGUCGGACGGGAGUGGGGGCUGCGUGGCCCAGGAGGACUGCCCCUGCCUGCACAACGAGGUCGUCUACAAGCCUGGGGAGACCAUCCGCGUCGACUGCAACACCUGCACGUGCAGAAGCCGCAGGUGGGAGUGCACCCGCCAGCCCUGCCUGGGUACCUGCGUGGCCUACGGAGACGGCCACUUUAUCACCUUCGACGGCGAGCGCUACAGCUUCCAAGGCAGCUGCGAGUACUUGCUGGCCCAGGACUACUGUGGGGGCAAUGGCACGGCCAACGGGACCUUCCGCAUCAUCACCGAGAACGUCCCCUGUGGGACCACAGGUGUCACCUGCUCCAAGGCCAUCAAGCUGUUCCUGGAGAACUAUGAGCUGGUCCUCCACGAGGGCACCUACAAGGUGCUGCAGAGGGCGCCAGGUGGGCACCAGCCCUUCAAGAUCCGUUACAUGGGCCUCUACCUGGCCAUCGAGACCCGCAGCGGCAUGAUCCUGUCCUGGGACCGGAAGACAAGCGUGUUCAUCAGGCUGAACCAGGAUUACAAGGGGAGGGUCUGCGGGCUGUGCGGGAACUUUGAUGACAACGCCCUCAACGACCUCACCACGCGGAGCCAGUCCGUGGUGGGUGACGUGCUGGAGUUUGGCAACAGCUGGAAGUUCUCCCCGUCCUGCCCGGACGCCCAGGACCCCGAGGACCCCUGCACGGCCAACCCGCACCGCAAGUCCUGGGCCCAGAAGCAGUGCAGCAUCAUCAGCGGGGACGCCUUCAGCGCCUGCCGUUCUCAGGUCGACUCCACCAGGUACUAUGAGGCCUGUGUGAGCGACGCCUGCGCCUGUGACUCUGGGGGCGACUGUGAGUGCUUCUGCACGGCCGUGGCCGCCUACGCCCGGGCCUGCCACGAAGCGGGCGUGUGCGUGUCCUGGCGGACCCCGGACAUCUGCCCCUUGUUCUGUGACUACUACAACCCGCACGGGGAGUGUGAGUGGCACUACGAGCCUUGUGGGGCCCCCUGCCUGAGGACCUGCCGGAACCCCAGUGGGCAGUGCUCCAUGGACCUGCCGGGCCUGGAAGGCUGCUACCCGAAGUGCCCGCCCAGCAAGCCAUUCUUCAACGAGGACGAGAUGAAGUGCGUGGCCCAGUGCGCCUGCUACGACGAGCAUGGAAACCACUACGAUGUGGGCAUGAGGGUCCCCACUGCGGAGAACUGCCAGAGCUGUGUCUGCACCUUCCGAGGCCUCCAGUGCACACACAGCCUGGCGGACUGCAAGUGCACCUACCAGAACACGACCUACAACUACGGGGACGUCAUCUACAACAAGACGGACGCAGCGGGUUGCCACUUCUUAGCCAUUUGCAACCAGCGCUGUGACAUCGACCGCAUCCCAGGCACUUGCCCCACCUCCUCACUCCCAGAGACCUCAGCCUCUGCUCUCCCAUCCUCCUCGCCUCCUGGCUGCGAUCUGGCUGUCCCUCCCCGACAGGCGAACGAGUCCUGGAUCCUCGAGAACUGCACGGUGGCCUGGUGCCUGGGCAACAACCGCAUCGUUCUGCUGGGGCCAAAGCCCGUGGCCCCCAUCACCUGCGUGAAUGGGCACCUGCCGGUGGAAGUGCAGAGCCCGGAGGAGCCCUGUGACUACCACCACGAGUGCGAGUGCUCCUGCAGCGGCUGGGGGAACACCCACUAUGAGACCUUCGACGGCACCUCCUACUCGUUCCGGGACAAGUGCACCUACGUCCUGGUGCGGGAGAUCAGCCCACGCCACGGGAACCUCAGCAUCCAUCUGCACAACCGCUACUGCGGGGUUGCCGCCAGCUGCCCCCGCGCCCUCAGCGUCCACUACGCGUCCAUGGAGGUCAUCCUCACCACCGCCACAGGCGCCGACGGGCAGCAGGAAAGCCUGAUCCUGUUCGACCACACACGGGUGAGCCAGGGCUUCAGCAAGAACGGCGUGGCCGUGACCCAGUCGGGGGCCACCGAGAUGGGCAUUGCCAUUCCCACCAUUGGCGUGAGCGUCACCUUCAAUGGGCGGGUCUUCCAGGUCCGGCUGUCCUACAGCCGCUUCAGCCACAACACUGAGGGCCAGUGCGGUGAGCAGGGGCACACUGGACACCUGCUGGGCGAGCGAGGGGUGGGCACCACUGCUGCGGGGCACACGCCACUCCUCCCCGGGCGUCCUGGCCACCCCGGCCUUCCCGCCCCCAAGAGGCCCUCCCUCCCCCCGCCGCCUGCCCCCAGGCCACAGCUGCCACAGGAAACUUCCAUAACGGAGUGGCCGCCAGGGAGGAUGGGGGGACAAGGAGGGGAAAGCGGGCUCGUCUGCGCCCCGCCUCCUGCGCCCUGGCAGUGAGCCCCCU
Vicugna pacos (alpaca) is the source of this 4024-nucleotide messenger RNA. NCBI's taxonomy places the organism in Eukaryota, Metazoa, Chordata, Mammalia, Artiodactyla, Camelidae. The record is from RefSeq and is a predicted model, not a curated record.